CAUCUGCAUCUGCUUAACUGACGGUCCACCACCCACCACCGCGCGGCUGCAGCAGGCGAAGCAACCUCUCCGCGCACCGGUGUAGUGUAGCCAUCAAAUCGAUCAUGGCCCCCGCCGAGAGAUCCUGCGGCCUGGGACGCUUCGCCGCGGACGAGGCGGCCCCGCCGGAGACGCUCCACGUCGUGCGGCUGCAGCGGCUCCGCCUCCGUCGCGCGGCGGAGGGAUGCCUCCACCCAAUCGCCGAGGAUGAGGAAUACGGUGGCAACAGCCGAGAUGACAACGACGACGACGUCCCCGCCGCCACGCUCGUUGUCCACACCAGCACAACUACGGCCGUCCAUCUUGAGCAAAGCCGUCGUCGAUAGGCUGGAUCAUUUACAUGUUUACUAGUACUCCUCUGUAGGUUGUGGUAUGUGUAUCUUCUCCCCUGCAGUUCAUGCGUGCGACCUGUAAUUACUCCAUCCAUGAAUUGAUGAUGCGAGUUGCUUAUUUUGCUGCCGACGGCUCACAAACUUUGCCGCAACAACUGUUCUAAAUUUGCUGCCAAUCUGUCAUGCUAGU
Hordeum vulgare subsp. vulgare (domesticated barley) is the source of this 561-nucleotide messenger RNA. RefSeq lists its product as uncharacterized. The transcript has a single exon. Bases 105 to 365 code for a protein of 86 amino acids. The record is from RefSeq and is a predicted model, not a curated record. NCBI's taxonomy places the organism in Eukaryota, Viridiplantae, Streptophyta, Magnoliopsida, Poales, Poaceae.